Messenger RNA from Sitodiplosis mosellana (orange wheat blossom midge), 1977 nucleotides. It is a transcript of the gene MrgBP, whose product is annotated as MRG/MORF4L-binding protein. The transcript has 2 exons. Lineage: Eukaryota; Metazoa; Arthropoda; Insecta; Diptera; Cecidomyiidae. Gene Ontology annotation, cellular component: nucleus; NuA4 histone acetyltransferase complex. Gene Ontology annotation, biological process: regulation of transcription by RNA polymerase II. The coding region runs from base 1 to 570 and encodes 189 amino acids. The record is from RefSeq and is a predicted model, not a curated record.
AUGGCCGUAAAGGAAAAUUCAGAACCGGAAGAUUUGGAAUGGAGUACCGAAGAAGAAGUGCAAUUGCUGUAUGCAUUGGAUGGUCUGCGACCAGUUGGGAUCAAUAAACACUUUUAUAUGGCCCGAAUCUGUGAACGAAUGUCAACCGCAUUGAAACGUGACAUUGCCCCGGAAACGAUUUGGGCCCAUCUUCGCACAUGGUAUAAUUUGGAUGCACUUGAUCAAAUGGAACGUGUCCCAUUCGCCGAAGAGGAAGUGGAAUUUUCGCUGCCCGAUUCGGAGUUUAGCGUGCUGAUGAACAAAAAAUUGGCCGAAGCCGAAGAGAAGAAACCGAUAGAUAUCAAAACGGAACCAAAUACCAAAGUAAAAGCCUCAACACCACAAAGCACUAGUACCAAAACUCGGCCGCAAACGCCAAAAGAAUUGGAUAAGAAAGUAGCGAAUAAAAUUGUGGCCGAGCAGCCAAAACGAGGACAAAAACGUACACGUGGCUCCAUUUCGAAUGAAUCAAACAGUAGCCCAUCAACAACACCACCUCCAACGCUUGGAAAUAAACGGAGACGAAUCUAAAGUAAUUUCGGAUCCAUGAACGUUCAUUUAAUGAAACACACACACAGAAAGGGAGAGACAAACAAACAAACGUUCAUACAAAUUGAAUAACAAAAAGUUGAGCUUUAAUCUGAUAUGGAUAAUUGUGACUAACAAAAUGAGAAAUGAAUCUAAUGCCGAUAAAAACCGAAAUCACGAUAAACAAAAAAAAGGGCGUAAAUCAAUGAUACCAAAAUGGAAUGAAUUCCCAAAUCGCCAUCAUACGAUGACGCUAUGAUGGACACUUGAAUUUGAACGAUUUUCAUUUUAAUUUAGAGUGGGAAAUCAUUUAUCGAUUGCCAUAAUUUGUAUAGAAAUUAUUAAUUGAUUAAAUUUUUUUCCAUUUAAUUCGUUAACGUUAAGAUUAUAUUAGCAAUUGUAAAAGUUCUGUAUCGCGAGAAAGAAACAAAAGAGAAAAAAAGAAUACAAUUUGUUUGGUUUACGUAAAUACCGUGUGAAAUAGAACAAGCGCAAAAAUGUAUCGAUUCUAUGUCGAUAGAAUUUCAGAGAAGAAAAAAAUGAUGAGGAAAUUAUUGAAAGAAAUUAAAAUGCCCAAAAAUCAAAACUAAGAUUUAAUUGAUGAAAAAAAAAACAAACAGAAACAAGUAUAUGCACCCAGCGGAUAUCAUGAAUCUAUCCCGUGCUCCUUAUGAGAAAUGUAUACUAUCGGUAGCCGAUUUGAAAGAGAUAGCUAACAUACAUAUUGCCCAAGGGAAAUCAAUCAAAAACUAUCGCAAAUGAAACGAUUAAACGUGACCUUGUUUAACAAAGAUACCGCACUUUUGACUUUCCUUUCUUUCAAACAAUCGUAUUGUUAUCUAUCAUCCAGUCAUGUUCCAAAGAUCUUAAUCAGGACCAUUCUAAAAAAUAUAAACAGUCAAUGGAAUUGACGCAAAUAUCACACAGAAAAACCCAUCGUUUUCCCGUGAAUUUAUCACAAUCUACGUACUUUACCGUACUCUUGACUACGGAAAAGAAAACAAAUUAUUUAUGCAUAAGAGAAUUUUUGCACCUCAAACUGAACAGGAAAACAAAAUCCCGAAGAAUUUAUUGUUAAAAUAUUAAUGUGUUAAAGAUGCGGAAACUAAUGACGUACGACGUCAAACCGAGAAGACGAAAAAGCUGAAACAGUAUCAGAUCACAAGAAUAUUGUGUUUAUUUGCGUGCGUAUGUAGAGGCAGGUCAAGAAUUUUAUUGUUUAUGAUAAUUGAAUGUCACACCGGUUGAUUCCUGCAUCUGCGCACAUACCAAGCAUACAUACAGGAAUAUAAAUAUCACCGCGUAAAAUCAUUGAAUAAGUUGGAACAAUGAACCACGCCAUAAGGUGAUAUGAAUCGAUUCUAAAUACUGUAACCGAAAAAAAUAAAGACAACAAAACACAUUUGUAUC